AUGCAGCGGAGUAACUUGAUCACGUCUCAGCAGGCUGUCGCCCCCGGAGUCAUGAUCCGAUCAUCCACAGCUGGAUCCCACCCCAGUACGUUUGCUGCAGCCUUGUCUGUGUCGAAGAAUGCGAAAGACGUUAUUGCUGUAGCCACUACAGCAACGACUGGGCAUACACGACGUCCCUGGAGGAAUGGCUUCCUCCCAUUCUUGCGAUAUCUUCCCCUCGACGAUAGAUCUCGUGGUUUUUCCCAUCUCAAGAUGGAGCAGUUGACAAGGAGAGGUGUAUUUAACACACGUAACGAGUCGUACACGUAUAGUCAUUAA
Fusarium odoratissimum NRRL 54006 is the source of this 318-nucleotide messenger RNA. RefSeq lists its product as uncharacterized. The transcript has 2 exons. The coding region runs from base 1 to 318 and encodes 105 amino acids. The record is from RefSeq and is a predicted model, not a curated record. NCBI's taxonomy places the organism in Eukaryota, Fungi, Ascomycota, Sordariomycetes, Hypocreales, Nectriaceae.